UGCGUACAACUCGAGCUUUUCAAGCGUCUCUCCCUUGCGCGCGGUGUUUACGCCGAGUCCCGCUGAGCUCAGAGGACGCGUCCCAUCAUCACUAAAUGACGCGCCGCAGCAGCGCCGCAGUUUUACAUCCACACCACAGCUCCACGCGCGCUCAACACAGAUGGACCCGCAUCAUCUGAGGACUUCAGAGUGAUUUUACUGUCGCGAUUGUGUUUUACUUUUUUUUUUUUUUUUUCUGUAAAAUGAGCGGAGGGGAAAUCAUCUGUCAGGGAUGGUUGAGAAAGUCGCCACCCGAGAAGAAGCUGCGGAGAUAUGCUUGGAAGAAGCGCUGGUUUAUCCUCCGCAGCGGGCGAAUGAGCGGAGACCCGGAUGUUCUUGAGUACUACAAGAGCGACCAUGCCAAAAAGCCCAUUCGCAUCAUUGACCUGCACUGCUGCGAGCAGGUGGACGCCGGCCUCACCUUCAAACGCAAAGAGUUCCAGGACAGCUUCGUGUUCGACAUCAAGACGGCCGAGAGAACCUUCUACCUGGUGGCAGAGACAGAGGAGGAGAUGAACCGCUGGGUGCGCUCCAUCUGCCAGCUGUGCGGCUUCAACCAGUCAGAGGACAACCAUCACGAUGAGAGAGCGUCAACCACCCACAUUUCACGCUCCUUGGCUAAUGAUCUAGGUGGCUCUCUGGCACCUCUGAUUGGUGAACGUAAAACGUCUGUACCCGCCCACUCCAGCCAGCCGAUGCUUUUCACAUUCGACAUACCUGUACGUCACUCCCACAGCACUCUGUCUAAUAGUGCUCCUCAGGACUACCUCUUUCUCCAUCAGUGCAUGAGCCGCAAGAGUGAGAGUGCCCGGAGUGCCAGUUUCUCGCAGGCCUCGCGCAGCAGUCUUCUGGUGGGCAGUGACUCAGCCGUUCAGAGACUCACUCACGGUUUCUCUCACUGUCUGAAUGGCAUGGGCGCCCAGCUUCACGGUUUCUACAGCCUUCCCAAACCCGGCAAAAAUCAGCAGCCCCCUUCGCGGACCGACUCACGCGACGCUUGCUAUGUUCUGCCCAGGGGUUACAGCUCUGAAGGGGCGUCAGAGCUCGAAUCAGAUGAAGUCUACACCUAUAAGACCCCCAAUAACACUCUAGCAGCCCCCCAAACCAAUGAGCAGAGGGCCCUCGAUAACUAUGAUUUACCCAGCGUUCCUGGUUCCGUCUAUCAGAUCCCUCGAUCGUUUGAUAAGAACCACAAUGCCCUGAUGCCAUCCAGUGCUGACUCCACAAAUGCGCCUCCUCCUAGACCUCCCAAACCCAGCCAGGGCUCAGAGACGCGGUGGGGCAGCCCGCUAUCCAUGGGGGCUCAAAAUGGAGAGGUCUCCACAGUGUCCGUCAUCCCCAGGAGGAACACACUGCCGGCGGUGGAGAACAUCAAGCUUCACAGAGGAUCCUCUUUUGAGACCAGCAAUAACCAAAGGCCAGUCUAUUUCAACAAUUCUGGUCAGUCAGUGGAGUCUGUAAACGAUGGCUUCAGCUCAUACCUGAGAACUAAAGCCCCAUUGACCCGCUCCGAUAGUGCCGGCUCUGAGGAUAACUAUGUACCCAUGAAUCCCGGCUCGUCCUCCUCCCCUCUCAGUGCCGCCCUGGCUGACAGUCCUAAAAAUAAUUAUAUUCCCAUGAGCCCGGGUCCUCACCAUUUUGAUUUCCCAGGAUUUUCAGCGACAUUACCAGCCAGGAAGGGCAGUACGGCAUCGCUAUGUCUCCGACCUGGCCGACUUAGUGACGUCACACCACCACCGAUUAACCGCAACCUUAAACCCAACCGGACUACAAAACCUACACCUCUUGACUUAAGGAACAAUGGCAUCAUUGAUGAACUUCCCUUCAAGAGCCCCAUCACCAUGUCUUGGAUCAGACCAACGCCUGUGAACUCCAUCUCGUCGCAGCCCUGUCGGCCCAUUUCGACCCAGAGCAUAACCAGCACUGAUUCUGCCGACAGUGAGGAAAACUAUGUGGCAAUGCAAAACCCAGUGUCUACCUCCCCAGCGAUGAGUGGUACCAGCAGUCCUGCGCCCAGGAAUUGUGGUAAUGUGGACUAUUUGGCUCUGGACUUUCAGCCUGGCUCCCCUGGUCCACACAGAAAGCCGUCCACCUCUUCAGUGACCUCAGAUGAAAAAGUAGACUACGUCCAAGUGGACAAGGAGAAGACACAGGCGCUUCAGAACACCAUGCAGGAGUGGACAGAUGUGAGGCAGUCAAGCGAGCCGGCUAAAGGCAUCAAGUCCUGAUGAUUUUCAAAUGUGCACACUGAAUGUGUCACUCCAAAUGCUCUUAUACUGUACCACCGCGAUAUAAACUGAUUUACCUGUGACAAAAUAGCGAAUGAUACACCAACUAAAGCCAUAGAUUCAGUACGUUUGGUCUUUUGGACAAAAAAACUCCUCUGAAAAGCCUAGACUGUCUUGCCACGCAUGUUAGACAUGUUUAACUUUUCAAAGUGCAGUGCAACCAAACUUGAGCUACUUGCUCAAGCAGUGAAUAUUUAAAUGUAAUUAUAGGUGACGUGUGCAAUUUUUUUAGAAUGUUAUAAUAUUUUAAUCACAGCUUAAAAUUCAGAGACAGCUAGAAAUCUACUCGUCGUGUGAUCCCUCCAGAAAAGUGUAAACACUGUGACUCCAUCAAAACAUUGCUCUGUUUGUUUGAGCAUCCUGACCAGCCUGACAUAGUAACACUGGCUCAACCAAUGCCAUUAGUUUGGGACGUGGCUGUCUGACCAAUGGCAUAAAGGGGGAGUGUUCAGGAAACCUGUUUGAAACUCAACAUUUUUAUAUGUUUAGUGGCACUAGUCAAACAGAAAUUACACACCUCACCUUUAACAGUGUUAUUAGGGGCAGGACAGCACUUCAAACUCAAAAUAAUCUGAAGUCACAGGGGUCUGGCUGCCAAUUUGAAUUGCAAUUUGCCUGUUAAUUCAGCAGAAGAGAGAAGGUCUCUUUUUUCCGAUUUUUUGAGUCAAGAAACGUAUUGGAUGUUUUCACACAUGGUCUAACACUUUAUAUAAAUAUUGGCUUAUAUGCGAAUGCCAACCCAGCCCUUUUUACAGUAAACCAAACUCAGGAGGUGGUCUGUCCACAGAUCACUCAAACGAUGUAUCGUAUCUUUUCAAAAAGGUUCCCACCAAAAUUCAACUUGUUCGUUUCACUUCAAUUAUGUUUGCUUUACUUGUGUGUAACGCAAACAAAGAUAUUUAGCAAAAUGACCGAGUGGCUCGUUUUCAUACAUCGGAAGAAGAUGUUUACAUAUGGGUGUCACAAUAUACUAGUGUUAAAGAAAAUAAAAUAUGCACGUUACUACUAUACAUACAUUGCACCAUAAGGGGCCGUUCAAACAGAACAUGUCUUCAUGUCUAAAAAAAAACGAGGCUUUGUGUUUAGGGGCCUCAUUUAUACUUCUGAGCAGGUCUGAGCAGACAUACCAACACAGUUUCACGACCAAUUUGUACGUAUUUUACGAGGUGGCUAAUUCAUACUAAUUCGUACGUCCUCACUCUGACGAUUUUGUACGAUUUGUCUAAAAUCCCAGUGAUGGGUAGGUUUAGGGGCAGUGUUAGGUGUAGGUAAUUCGUACAAGAUUGUACAAAUUACUCUGUUCUUCCUAGACUUCCCAUCUGAAAGACACACGUAAGUGCGUUUUGUUUAGACACGUUAAUUUUUGAAACACACAUUUGGGAAAUUAUCGUAAGGUUGAUUUUAGGAUGGUUUCUGUGCAACAGAACUUUAUUAACAGAACUUUACAGAAUCCAAGGGUUUGGAGACGUGAUGCAACAUUUGCCAUGUUGAACUGCUACUGUAAACAACUGCUUGCAACGCAGGCCCCGCCUCCAGGGUCUUCUGACUGAUCCACUAUUUUGGAACUGACAUUGAUGAGCAAAAGAGACAGAGUUCUUGUGUGAGAUACUGCAAAACACUUAAGACGCAAGCUUAACGGUCUUACACAUUUGUCUAAUGCAUUUACAUAGACAAACAAUGGAAUGGAAAAACAUGUUCUGUGUGAACGCCCCAAAACAUUGGUUGUCACCCAUGGGUUUUUUUGUUAGACACCCCACUUUACUUUUAUUUUAUUUAUAUCACAUAAAGAUAUAUAUCAUUAUAUAUAUAUAUAUAUAUAUAUAUAUAUAUAUAUAUAUAUAUAUAUAUAUAUAUAUAUAUAUAUAUAUGUGUAUGUAUAUAUACCCCCAUACACUAUUUUUGAGCAUUUCAUUGGCAAAAAAUAAAUAAAAUAUCGCUAUAAUUAAAAUUAAAGUAAAAAUUUGACAGCUUUUCACACCAAGGACGAUAACUGUAACGAUAACCGCACGUUUUAAUAUCUUUUUAUAAAUCAAUGAGACUAAUGAGAAACAACGUGAAUCAAAGCCUACACCUCAAUUGUAAUGAGAACAGCACUGAAAAACAUGAACUGUAAAAACCUUGACAACUUGCAAGUCAAGAGUGUUUGAGAGUUUUUAAGGUGGAACAUGACAUUAUUGGAACAUGCACUAAAUUGUUAUUGCGCCUUAGUUAUCAUAAUAGUUUUCUUUAUUGCUAUCAUUCUUGGUGUGAAUGGGCCUUUAGUAAGAAAUGGGUUUUUGUAAUAUUUCUUAAAAGUUCCAGAAUGGUAUCGGCAAAGACCUUCUCCUUCUAGCUUGACAGAGAUGCACCUCAAAGUAUUCAAUGGGCGGUCCUUUACUUUGCAUGCAGUCCGAAUAGGGAUGUGUGUCCUUUUCCCUAAAACACAUUGCUUCCUUGGCUGGCCUUACGGAAUAGCAAACGUACAUAUUCAAAAAAAAAAAAAACAAUAAAUUAUCUAUUCAUAUACUAAUAUAAACACACUGGUUGUCAGAGGAAAUGUACAGACGGUUAAAAUCGCUCGCAUUUAUCAGAAUUUUAAAUGCUAUACUUUGCUCUCAAAGCUUUUAUUACAGCAAAAGGCCCAAAUACGAACUGUUCCUAGGUUCAGCAAACUGGCUAGUUAGCGCAAGCGGCUGUAGCUGUAAAUCAGCCAUGCUUUAUGCCUGUUGAGAUUAGCGGAAGGACUCUUACACGGGGCAUGUUGUUUUUGUGAUGGACACCUUACAUGUUUAAUGGGCUGGACUAGCUGUUUUCUGAACAAUGUCGGACGUAGAGCAUAAAGAUGGGGCACAGAAAUGACACACUUCACUGUUAAACUGUGAUGUUUUUUUGUUGUUGUUGUUUUGGGGGUUUUUUAUUCACGGUAAACAAUGGUUCAGCUGUGGAGAGUUAAAACUAUAAAAACACUGUUUCGUCGGACAACAGUGCCAAUUAUUUAGAAAAUGAGUAUGAUGACAUUUUAAACAGCCUAAAUAUGUCAGAAUACAAUGUUAGCAUCAUUUAGGGUAAAUGAGAUAUGCUGAAAUGUAAUUAUAUCUAAACACGCGCUUGCUCAAGUUUAGGGGUAAAAAUAUAAAUUUGGCGCCAUAUUCAAUUUGAAAUCAAUUCAGCCCAUUAUUAAUUUUUAAUAAAGGAGACUGUAGAGUUUGACGUUUCACUCAGUAUUUUAUGGCGGGCUGGGACCUCCAAAUACUCCAUUUCUAGCAGUACGGGAGAUUUAUUAUUUGCCUUGUAACUCAUCAUUUCAUAUUCCAAAACCAUUUUGUAUUAAGUUAGUUUCAACUUUACAUAUGAGGUUGUAAGUAGUCUGGACUUGUUAAAUAAACCUUGCUUAGAUUGUCUGUUAGAUCCAAAAACCUUUAAUGUGUUUCAGUGGAUUAUUUAAAAACGUGCUUUACAAGACUGCCAUUCUUUUAUGAUGUUAAAACUUCGUGGGACAUUUAGUGGCACUGGCAUUGGCCUUACCGGUUCAUUAAUGUUUAAGUGAACUUACAGGCUAAAAUUGGUUUCUUAAUGUCUUUUUCUAUUCUGAAAAUAUGUAUUGUUAUGGGAGAGUACUAGUAAAUGAAUAUAAUACUUGUGUGUGAGCUGUAGUAGAACCUAUGCUGUAGUUUGUUAAGGGGUCAAAGCGAGGCAGAUGAGAAAAACUACUUUGACAAAUGUAAUUAAUCGAGUGGAUUUUUAUUCUGUAAAGCAUUUCUGUUCAACUCUUGGUCGCUUGUGAAUUAAUUUAUUAAUUUAUUAUGUGUUUUUGCAGGCGGGCGAAAGAUGUACAAAGAAUGAACUUGUGGCUCUACUAACAUUAAUUUAUGCUAUGUGUGCUGAUUUUGUGAAGCAGUAUGCCAAGCAAAGCCAGUAAAACGGUCAAAUGUGGUACAUUUGAGAUGUCUGUCCUUUGUCUUGAUGUGCUAUGAAAUUGCAAAAAAAAAUCCAAACCCGUUUUAUUAAACAGAGUAAGAUCC
This is a messenger RNA of Puntigrus tetrazona (Sumatra barb), 6328 nucleotides long. It is a transcript of the gene gab2, whose product is annotated as GRB2-associated binding protein 2. The transcript is spliced from 10 exons. Bases 243 to 2267 code for a protein of 674 amino acids. NCBI's taxonomy places the organism in Eukaryota, Metazoa, Chordata, Actinopteri, Cypriniformes, Cyprinidae. The record is from RefSeq and is a predicted model, not a curated record.